AGCCUUCUCAAACACCAAUUUAGAGCACCCAUACCGGUAUUAGGACACACAUAUUGAGCAUGCCAGCUCUACCGCCAGCACGCAAAGGUGCGAAGGGAGGAGAGGAGCCCGCACGCAAGAAGAAGGUUCUGCCAGUAGAGCUGUGCAAGUGUGGGGCCGACAUGUAUCGCCCACCACCAAAGGGCAAGAAGGCACCGGCGCCGCUCGUGCACAACCCUGGCUGCGUGUACCAACGGACCACCUGCGACGCCUACCCGCACCUGCCGCGGUGCGUCGCGUGCCAGAACCCGUGCAAUUUUUGCUUAGGAAAGACGCGCUGGUGCCCCCACUGCUACGAGAACCAGUGUGAAUACCGCUACAAACGGGUGGUACUUGGCGUGGAAGUCUUGACCGGCGCUAACGUUGGCCCAGGCUCCGGCGAGCCCGUAGCCUUGGCGCAGCGCAGAGGAACGUCGCGACGCAGAACGACGGUAAAGUUUGUGGACGGCAAGCGUAGCUGA
Molecule: messenger RNA, 500 nt
Organism: Leptomonas pyrrhocoris
Lineage: Eukaryota; Euglenozoa; Kinetoplastea; Trypanosomatida; Trypanosomatidae
Product: unspecified product
Exons: 1
Coding region: 60-500 (146 amino acids)
Source: RefSeq, a predicted model, not a curated record